AUGGCGAUUUGUGUAUACUACCUCGUCGGCCGAUGCUUAGCGGGAAUCAAAUGUCAUCACAAGCACACAGGUCCAGCCUUCCCUACCCCAUGCAAGAAUUUCGUUCUCCACAACACCUGUACCUGGGGGGCGAGAUGUCGAUAUGCGCACCCAACUCCGGUUGCCGCAGAAGAUCCCGACCCUUCUCGUUCUUCCUGCAAAAACUUCCUUUCGAGACGCGGAUGCAAGUUCGGAUCCAAGUGCCUCAAUUAUCACCCAGGAGCCGUGAAAAAGGCAGAUCCUAGCUCGAUUCCAGCUCCGCCAUCAACUCAAUCCACCACAAUUACACUGAUAGCUUCGAAGGCUACAGAUAUUGUCAGUAGCAUAUUGACUCGGGAUGAAUUUGCUAGUAUAGCGUUGGCUUCAUUAACGGAAUCUGAUUCCACUCCUGAUCUUCCAUCACUUCAAUCUAUCACGGCAGCACCAGCAGGUUCGAAGGCCACAGACAUUGCCAAUGUCAAAUUAUCUCGGGAUAAACCUGCUAGUACAGUGUCGACUCCAUCAAUUGAAUCUAAGUCUACUGCAGGUCUUUCGCUACCUCAACCCACCAUGACCAAAACGACAGCUUCAAAGGCUACAGACGUUGUCAAUGUCAAAUUAUCUCAGGAUAAAUCUGCCAGUGAAAUCUCAGCUCCAUCAACGGAAUUUAGCUCCACUCCAGAUCUCUCACUACUUCCAUCCACAACAACGAAAUUGGCGGGUUCGAAGGCCACGGAUACUGCCGAUGUAAAAUCUUCCGAUGUUGAGGUUGACACAAUGCUUGCUUCAUUAGUGAAUCCUAGUUCUGAUGACGCUGCUACAUCGCCACCAGCACAAACCCCUCUUUCACUUGAUAGGGAUCAGAUGGAUGCUACCUACAUGAGAAAUUCCUAUGAUGAAUUUAAUAGUACAAAGCCAGCUCCAUCAAUAAAUCCUGGUUCUAAUCUGACAGCUCCACCAUCCCAAUCACUCACAUCUGUUCCAGCCAGUUUGAGCAACACAGACGAAAUCGGUGACGCAUCUUUGACGGAUAUUACGUCCGUUGGCGGUAGCUACGAGCUAGUUCGAUCUACAACUCGAAGCCCAUCCCUCAUCGACAGCGAGUAUGACACUUCGUUAUCCACCGUUUCAGAAGAAGCGACUACAACCAAGCUAGUUCAAUCUGACUCAGGUAUAGAUCUUGCUGAUCGCGUGAAUAACAAUCAGCAAUUUAACAAUUUUGCGGAUCAAUCGGCUGCACCAUUAAUUACACCACCAAAUGAUUCUUCAACUGGCCUCGGAUUAGUAUCCGCAGUUCAGUCUGCCGAUUUAGAUCCUCCGACAAACCAGUUACCCAGUUUCAUGGAUGGGGUAACGCAUGUCCAUAGCCCGAAUGACACUAUUCUAUCAACUGCUACAGAAGAGAUAUCGAUUAGCCCAUUGAUUACAGCACCAAUCAACCCUAAUAUUGAGCCUACACCAGCAUCUGCAGUUGAAAGCACCAACCCAGAUCUGCCAGCAAACGAUUUCUUUUACAAGUUGAUUGCAGCAUCUGCGGCUGCGGAUAAACAGCGUUUGGAGGAGACUUCAUCCAUUUCUACAAAUGAUCAAACAACUAUUAAUAAGCUCUCCCCUUCAGUCAUAGACUGGUCAGCUGCAACAACACCCUCUAAUCUUGAGCUAGAAGGACCUGGCAUCUACGGGCGCGAAAUUUGUGUAGUUCUAUGCACAUGGCCCCAAGAGUGGAAUAUCCCAGCAUUCGCCAUAGUCGACGCUCUUACUAACCUAGCAUCAACCUUUGGAGAAAUCGUAUGCCAACCAUUUUAUCGCAAUGCCGGCUUCAGCCACUCCCUUCAAUUCAAAUUUCAACAUCCUCAUGAGGCGGCUGCGGCUUCUGCACAAUUGAACAAUCAGUAUAUCAACGUUGCUGGUACAUAUAUGAGUGUUCAGACCUCAGUUACUCACCAAAUCACAGUCACAUACAUGAUACCUCAAUACAUCAUCGAGUCACUAGGUCGCCACGGUCAAGGAAAUCUCUACACACUCUUCGAGCAAAACUUUUGUCAGCUUCAGUGGAAUAAUUUCCAUCGUUAUUACUUAUCCGGUGAACUAGUUACCGAAGUUACGAUUAUGGGUAUGUACGAGGGACAGGUGGCGCAGUGCAAAGCUGUCCUUGAGGACCUUAUUAGAGGUAGAGUGUUGACUCAUGAGGAAGGUGAUAAUAGACCUCUUUGGCACGACUUUUUCCAUACAGAAGAGGGAACAAAGUGGCUUAGAGAGAAGACGGAGGAUGCUUUUUAUUUGAGGGUGCGGGCGGUGAGAAUGGCGAAUUUAAAUGUUUUGAUGAUUUAUGGAUCGAGUGAGUUGACGAGAAAUGAAUUUGGAGGGAUAGUUAAGAAGAAGAUUGCGGGGUUGGUGGAAGGAGAUAAGAAGACUGCGGAAAUUAGUGCUGUGGUAGCUGAGGAGGUGAGAUUGAUGAGAUUGAGAGUUUAG
Messenger RNA from Sclerotinia sclerotiorum 1980 UF-70, 2490 nucleotides. RefSeq lists its product as hypothetical. The coding region runs from base 1 to 2490 and encodes 829 amino acids. The transcript has 2 exons. The record is from RefSeq and is a predicted model, not a curated record. Lineage: Eukaryota; Fungi; Ascomycota; Leotiomycetes; Helotiales; Sclerotiniaceae. Gene Ontology annotation, molecular function: metal ion binding.